This is a messenger RNA of Asterias rubens (European starfish), 1223 nucleotides long. RefSeq lists its product as uncharacterized. The record is from RefSeq and is a predicted model, not a curated record. The coding region runs from base 175 to 1095 and encodes 306 amino acids. The transcript has 4 exons. NCBI's taxonomy places the organism in Eukaryota, Metazoa, Echinodermata, Asteroidea, Forcipulatida, Asteriidae.
GAUAACAAAUCUGUGUGUGAUCACCCGAUCCAAAACGAACGCAGAAUCUUGCGCUCAAUUUUCAUUGUUAUUCACUCUAUAAGUCAUACCAUUUUCAGGUAUAUUUGGGCAAAUAAGAUCAAGUAGACGACUUUUACUUCACAGAGAAAAAGUUUGGUUCACGAAGAAAACAAGAUGACAUCGGCAAACCCAGCCACCCCUUUGAUCCGUGCUGAGUUCGGGAAUACAUGCACGAGCGUGCUCCAGGGGCUGGAGUGCCUGUGGAGGCAGCGGGCACUCAUCGACGACAAGCUCGCUGAUAUGUUGCAGGAACUCGGUCAAGUCAUCAACACGCUGCGGCCAGAGAUUGAUAACAACAAGGAGUAUUACGUGGACGGGCCACUUGUUAGAUUUUUAUCGGCUCACAUUGCAAAGGGGAGAGCUGUCAUCCAAGAGAUUAAACGGACAUGCAGUGAAAAGAGUGCAGCCGCAAAUGGCAUCGAGUAUUGUAGAAUACAUAGUGCACAGCAUCUUGAAGACAUCAAAUCAGUCCUAGAUGCACUCAAUGACUUUUACAAGCACACAGUCUUCCGCCAAAACACGCAGUUUGUGGACGAUGAUGUCAUGCGAAGGAUGAGUCCAAACAAACCAACCCGCUCCGCUAACUCGAGGGUAACUUUUGCCAGCGACCUGCCGACAACUGGUAACGGGCGGACACCACAGAACACUGCUGCCCUAACAUCGGCCGACAGUUAUACAGGGCGGGCUGGUCUUGCUUCAGCAGCUCUGGAUACGCCGGUCCAGGUGUGGACCGCUGGUAGCUGUGUAGAUACUGCAGACCCUAGUACACCGGGAGCCUUUGAACAUAUACGAGAUAUGACACGCCAAGAUGUACAUUUGGAGAAUUGGCCCAAGGAGCAGGAAGUGCCGCAGCGUGUAAUGGAUAGGACAAGACCUCCUCUAGUCCAUCCUGGUCUACGAGACGUUCAUAACUACCGCAACCUUCCACAGUUCUCUGGAGUCAACCUACCCAUAAAGCAGGUCCCCGUGGGGGAGUUAGCCCUACCAGCCCCUCACGUCCCUCACUGGGACUACCACAACAACUGUAGAUACUGAGAAACUCUCUCUACUCCCGUACACGCUGAUUCCGAUCAGAGAUAUUUACCAACAUGGGCCAAGUUUCAUAAAGCUGUUAAGCAGAAAAUACUGCUUGACAAAUUUCUUUGCUGAGCAAAAUUUUAGUG